Molecule: messenger RNA, 898 nt
Organism: Cynara cardunculus var. scolymus (artichoke)
Lineage: Eukaryota; Viridiplantae; Streptophyta; Magnoliopsida; Asterales; Asteraceae
Product: 40S ribosomal protein S9-2
Exons: 3
Coding region: 117-710 (197 amino acids)
Biological process (GO): translation; positive regulation of translational fidelity
Cellular component (GO): cytosolic small ribosomal subunit
Molecular function (GO): structural constituent of ribosome; rRNA binding
Source: RefSeq, a predicted model, not a curated record
UCGGAAUUAGGGUUUCUAGAUUUAGGGCUUUCUAUCUACCCUAUAUAGUCGAAGAACUAAAUCAGGCGUAUUUCUUACUACUUCGACUUCAUUUUGCUUUUCUCUCAAAGGCAGCCAUGGUUCACGUCAAUUUCUACCGCAAUUAUGGAAAAACUUUCAAGAAGCCUCGUCGUCCAUAUGAGAAGGAGCGUUUGGAUGCCGAAUUGAAGCUCGUAGGAGAGUAUGGGCUCCGUUGUAAAAGAGAACUAUGGAGGGUUCAAUACGCAUUGAGUCGCAUUCGUAAUGCUGCACGUAUGCUUCUCACUCUUGACGAGAAAGACCCACGCCGAAUUUUUGAAGGUGAAGCCCUUCUACGUAGGAUGAAUAGGUAUGGGCUUUUGGAUGAGAGCCAAAACAAGCUCGAUUAUGUCUUGGCUUUGACUGUUGAGAACUUUCUUGAACGCCGUCUUCAAACACUUGUAUUCAAAACUGGCAUGGCAAAGUCAAUUCAUCAUGCUCGUGUGCUGAUUAGGCAGAGGCAUAUCAGGGUUGGGAGGCAAGUGGUUAAUGUUGCAUCGUUCAUGGUGAGGGUGGACUCUCAGAAACACAUCGACUUCUCUCUUACUAGUCCAUUCGGAGGUGGCCGUCCUGGAAGAGUGAAACGAAAGAACCAAAAAGCCGCUGCUAAAAAGGCAUCUGGUGGAGAUGGAGACGAAGAGGAUGAAGAUUGAGGGAAUCUUAUCGAUACCCGUAAGUCUCCACAUUUGUACCUUUUACUUUUCAAUCAAUGUUGUUUUGUUACUUAACAGUAAACACCAAGUCUUCAUGAUUUAGUUUUCUUAUAGUAUUUGUUGUUGUGGAACUCUAAGUGUCAAUUUAUACAACUUUUUUGGUUGCGAAUGAGACUUUCUUUCCAUCU